AUGGUGGUGGUGAUGGUGGCAGAGCCGGAGGAGGAGAGAAGGCAGCCGCGAAUCGGCGGUCCCACCGGUGGCAAAUCUCGUAACGAGGGCUCGUAUCUCGGCGGAUCUUUAUCGCCGGCAAUUACGCCCGGUUCCGGCGCGGCCCGGAAAAGGCCGACAGAUCCCUUGGAUUCAUGUAACAGCAUCAGGGACAUGUGUCAGCCAGGACGAUUGGUAAGGGUCGGAAAUGGCUGUUUAAAAUUGCAUCGAGGGCCUACUGUUAAAGCAUCCGUCUUGCACGUCGAUGAGAAGACUGUGGGCGGGCGAGAGAGAUUUCUCACUUGGCUGAAGGACAUAUUUAAUAAAUCCGUAGUUGCAGAAGAUAGAAACCACGAAGCUGACACAUCGAUCGUGACCAUCGAUCGCGGAGCAACAACGUUCGAUCAUCCAGAAAUAACGGUAUCGAAACGACCAGCGGACUCUUCGGGCAAGGUCGACGUCGUUAAUCAAAAACCAACCAAUUUCAACACGACGACGAAGUUCGACGAGGAUGGGAAUAACAACGCGAUGAACGCGGAAAAACACGCGAAUACGAUUCCAGAGUCGGCGACUUAUAUCUCGUCGCGGUCGAGCGAACCUGGAAAAACUUUGGUACGCGACUCCGAUUUUACGUGGCUCGAUCCCGACGAGAUACAUCGAUCGGCGAGAAACGUGAUAAGAUUUGCGGCAAGGGACGAUCCCGAUGUGACCGCACAUUAUCGUCGUUACACGAGUCCCAGGCACUGUUAUCGCCUGCCACCGCGAACGAGGCACCCGUUCCUGGAAUCUCGCGCUCCAAAUAGAAAUAUCUCCUCGAUGUCGACGCGCGGGAUCGCGGAUUUCGCUCCCAGGAACUCGAAGCCGCCCGUCAGGGAGCCGAACGCGCCCGAAAAGCGCGAGAAGCAGGACGAGAGGAAGGACGAGACAAGGAAGAAGGAGAAGAGGAGGCCAGUAAUACGUACGGACGGCGAAUCUGCCGAUAGUAGCGAGAAGCGAGCUGAGAUGGUAGCGGACGAUAACCCAAAGGGCGACCCCGACGCGUUUCGUUACGAGUGGGGCGUGAAACUGGCCGAGGAGCCGGUCGCCGAUAACGAUAACUUGGCCGAAAAGAGCCGGCAAUACGUCACGAAGCGGUUUUGGGGAGUGAACCUGAAACAGCCGGACGUCGAGCAAAACACGGAAGAGCAUCGAAACGCCUCUUCCUCUCCGAUCGCUCGGAGUGGCGAUACCAUCGCCGAUGAGAUGCCGAAGAGCAACGUUUCGGCGAAAGACGCGUCGAGCUUGAAAGGCACGACCGCGGAAUAUCUGUCGACCCCGUCCGCAAACCUAGUUUCGUCGAGCGGCGAUUCAAUUACGCCGCGGCGGGAAAAGACUGACGCGUCGGACUCGUUUCUGAGUUCCGAGGCCCUUCGCAAAAUCAUGAAGACGUCCUCGAACGUGUUGGAGGAGACGAUGGCGAUCAAUAACGAGUACAAUGUUCCCGAAGAAGCGGCCUUGGACGCCGAGAUCACCGCCUGGAAGAAUGUCGCGAUGAGAUCGACGAGGGCUCGCAAGGAAGAUUACAUGCCGGAUAACGUGGAAAAUAUGGAAAUGGUAUCGAUUCGUCCGGAAGCGCCGCAGCCCAAGUUAGACGUGCGAGUCGUGAGAUCGACCGAAGACACCUUGGAAGAAGUCGAGCAGGUCAAUAAUGCCGGAUAUAAAGACGUGAAAUCUAUGCCGAUCAAGCAUUUCGGAUCGUCGCAAAAACCGGACGGUUACGUGUCCAGUAAGAAACUGCAUACUGCGAGUAUGCAACUUCGUUAUCCACAUCGGCAUAUAAGUAGGAGCGCAACACUUUCAAUUAAUUCCACUCUCAUCGAUAAAACCACGCAGAUGAAAUGCUGGAAACUUACGUCAGCCUUCUCUACGGAUGCUGAGAGUUCUAAAGAAGCGAUUAUUAAAGCAUUGAAUCAGCAGACUGAAGAAGGAAUAGAUUCGAAGAGCUGGAAUAAGGAAGGAAAGUCUAAUGAUCAAACGAAUAAUUCAUCAAGCAUUAAACGACCUCUUUCACCUACUUUAGAAUCUCAAACAUUUUCAUGUAGCAAUCAAAAACCAGCGAACACUGAUAAAAAUAUUAUCGCGAAUAAAGGAAUGGAGAUUUCUUUAAAUCCGUCGCAAAAUGUUCAUCAUAAAAAAUUCAUCUCUGUAUCUUCUGAAUUUGCACAAAAGAACGAGUCUCGCUUUAAAAACGAGGACGAGCUAGAAGACUACGAGAAUCCCAACACCAGUUACAUAGACUUACGUAACAAAGACGCCAUCGAUUUCAAUUCUCCAUCAACUGACAAUGGUCCGAUGAAAUCAUCGAACGCGAAAUUAGCCGAAGAGGAUUCAAAGUCCAACGAAGAAAGCAACAAGAAUAAUACUUCGGACUCGAACGUGGAAAACGUAGAAAUCGAGUAUAUCGUCGACGGCGAUUACGUACGAUUACCCGGCGAUCCUUAUCCCUACAGCAGAGAGAAUCUGGAUAAAUGGCGCGCGUCGCGCUUCAGGAGCUCUAUUCGCAGGCCGAUGAAGCGGGAGACCAUGUUCGAUUCCGUCUCUGUCUCACGUACGAGUCCGGGGAACGCUAAUGACAAGCCGUAUGCAAACGUCGCGCGCGAUUCUCACGGCGGCGUAGUAAUGAAGACUUCAGGAAGCGGCGACGGCGCGGGAGCAAAAAACGCGGAACGCUCGGCGAACGGAUUCCGCGUGUCCUCUCGGAGUCAGCGGGUGGUGUCUGAUUGCCUGAGCGGCGAUGCCGCAGAUGCGCUGGGAUUGCGACGAUGGACGGAGGCCUUCUCGCGGCUCGACGUCGUCGACGGAGACGACACGUCGUCGUCCCGCGCCUAUCAUCAGUAG
This is a messenger RNA of Nylanderia fulva, 2895 nucleotides long. RefSeq lists its product as uncharacterized. NCBI's taxonomy places the organism in Eukaryota, Metazoa, Arthropoda, Insecta, Hymenoptera, Formicidae. The record is from RefSeq and is a predicted model, not a curated record.